AUGGAAGAUCCAAAAGCUCGGUGCAUGGAAAUCUUUGAAUUGAGUUACAAACACUUGCCGGGAUAUCUAAAACCGUGCUUUCUUUAUUUGGGAGUUUUCCUUGAAGACAAGGAUAUUCCUGUUAGCAAGUUGAUACGGUUUUGGCUUGCUGAAGGUUUCAUUCAUGACUCUGAGUUGAAGAGCUUAGAAGGUAUUGCGAGGUUAAAAGCCAGAGCAGAGAACUUCUUCCGGCUAGUAACCAGGUUUGAUGAGCCAUAUGUAUCUUUUCCUAGUUCAGAUUUUGGUUUUGAAAUUGGCCAUCAUUCUGAUCCUGUCACAUAUGAAGCCUACCGAUUGUGCUUUUUUUUGAAGCGACUCCAUUUUUUUAAAUCAAGACCUUUUGGCCUGGGUACUCGUUCUUUGAUAUUCUUUCCUUCAGCUGAUUCAGAGCCCAGAUGUCCUUAUGACAUCUCAUUCAUUUGGCACAACUUCAAACUUCUGCGGGUGUUAGAUUUUGAAUGCAUCAACCUGGGUGUCACCUUCCCUGCUGACAUUACAUGCCUGGUUCAUUUGAGGUAUUUGGCAAUCACUGGUUAUAUGCAAACUAUUCCACAAUCCAUAGGCAAUCUCCGAAAACUAGAAACUUUUGUUUUGAAGGGAUUACGUGGUCAGGUUGUCUUACCAGAUACUAUUUGGCACAUGACAAGGUUGAGGCAUCUUCAUGUGAAUAUGCAUGUUGCUUUCACAUUGGAUGAUGAAGGGCUUGAAGUCUGCUGUAAGUUGGGUGAUUUGGUCAGCCUUUCCUGUCUCUCUCUCUCUUGUGGUGAAGAUACAGAAUCAAUAAUAAAGAGGUUGCCAAAUCUCCAGAAACUGAGAUGCAUAUUCUUUCAUCCACAGGGUUCUUCGAAGAAUUCCUAUCAGUUUCCAGGAUUAGAUUUUCUAACUCAUUUGGUGUCACUCAAUGUAUCUUACUAUGGAAGCGCUAUUACCAGGGAAUUCAUUCUCCCUUCCAAUCUGAGGAAAUUGACUCUUUCAAAGUUUCGUCUACCAUGGAGUCAUAUCUCAACAAUUGGGAGACUACCCAACCUGGAAGUUCUCAAAUUACUUCUUGAUGCCUUUGAGGGGCUGACAUGGGACAUGGAGGAAGAUCAGUUCAAGGAACUCAAAUUCUUGAAGUUAGACAAUCUGAACGUUUCUCAAUGGAAUGCUACUUGUGAUCACCUUCCCAAACUUGAACGGCUUGUCUUGCAAAAUUGCAAAGACCUCAAGGAAAUCCCGUAUGAUUUUGCAGACAUAGGCACACUGGAAUUGAUUGAAGUGCACUGGUGCAGACAAUCUGCGGAAGAGUCUGCAAAAAGAAUCAGGGAAGCAACUGGGGACAUCAAAGUGCUUAUUAGUAGUUCAUAUUUGAGAUGA
This is a messenger RNA of Coffea eugenioides, 1395 nucleotides long. Its product is annotated as putative late blight resistance protein homolog R1B-14. NCBI's taxonomy places the organism in Eukaryota, Viridiplantae, Streptophyta, Magnoliopsida, Gentianales, Rubiaceae. Gene Ontology annotation, molecular function: alpha-tubulin binding. The record is from RefSeq and is a predicted model, not a curated record. Gene Ontology annotation, biological process: protein folding. The transcript has 2 exons. The coding region runs from base 1 to 1395 and encodes 464 amino acids.